Cetraspora pellucida is the source of this 242-nucleotide messenger RNA. Lineage: Eukaryota; Fungi; Glomeromycota; Glomeromycetes; Diversisporales; Gigasporaceae. The record is from the annotation of a GenBank genome assembly.
ACUUAAUCAAUUUAAUGAUAUUGGAUAGACUAUUGGCGGAUAAAAGGUGGCAAAGUACGAAACAGGAUAAAGAUCAAGCCAAGAACUUGACAGAUUUGGAAGAUGUACGAAGUGAUUAUGAUAAUCAAAAAGAGAAAAAUAAAGAAAUGAUAAAGUGCGAUGAAGAUGAUGAAGGAACGGAUACGUUAAGUGAAGAAGAAUUUGAAGAAACUAAUCAAGCUAUUACAUUUGUGAAGUCUUAA